Molecule: messenger RNA, 3645 nt
Organism: Pseudozyma hubeiensis SY62
Lineage: Eukaryota; Fungi; Basidiomycota; Ustilaginomycetes; Ustilaginales; Ustilaginaceae
Product: transcription initiation factor
Exons: 1
Coding region: 1-3645 (1214 amino acids)
Biological process (GO): transcription by RNA polymerase II; RNA polymerase II preinitiation complex assembly
Cellular component (GO): transcription factor TFIID complex
Molecular function (GO): TBP-class protein binding; RNA polymerase II general transcription initiation factor binding; histone acetyltransferase activity
Source: RefSeq, a predicted model, not a curated record
AUGGAGGACGAACAGAACGCCGCCCUUCACCUCGGCGGCCUCGCUCUCGGCAAUGUGCUCCGUGAUCUCGGCAUCGACGAGGACCAGCAAACCGACCUCGAACGAUUAGGUAUUGCUUCCGGAAGUGGCAGGAUCAAACAGGAGGAUAUCUACAACGACCGCUUUGCAGACGAGGACGAUGAUCUCGGCGAUGGUUAUCGCCGCAAUGGCUCUUCCACAAAAGAUUGGGAGACCGAGGUCGACGAUGAAAUGAGGCGGGAGCUCGCAAGCGAGCGUGACUCGGAGGAAAGAGCAGAGCUCGACAGAUACUACCGUCAAGGUCUCGCACAGCUCGAGCAGCCAAGAGCACCAUUAAGAGGCGAGCAAGAUGAUUUUGACGACAGCGAUGAAGCCGAAGAUGUGCCGCUUUCCCAACACACGCCUCGAGGUCAGAGCAACGGUCACUCCACCCACACCAAUGGCUUUGCUCGUUUCAGUGAAGGCAUGAUCAAGGUCAAGGAGGAACGCGACGACGACAGCGACAUGGCUUUCCUAUCGGCUCCCAUGCCAGCUUCGUCCGGCGCUGCGCCAUCUCCAUUCACCCCGCUCGCACUGCCUUCAGCCCGCGCUACCAGACACGACUCGCCGCAAACGCCGCCGCCGCCUUCCCAUCAAUCGUUCAUCGACGCAGCACCGCCUGCUCGUCCAUAUGUCGACAUGGACGAGGUGCGACAGCACUUUCCCGAUUUCGAGCCUGGCAAAAUCCUUAACUUCACCGAUCUCUUCGCCACGCGACCUCCAAAGAAACGCAAGCUUGGUUCAGCUGCUGCCAAGUUUCACAUCACUCCCGAAGACGAGCUACCCGUACCAAAGUCGACACGCGAAGAGUUGCUUCGAUCGUCUGCUUUACGUCCGCACCAUGUCAACAUCCUUCCCUCCCUUACUCGUGAGCUGGAUGGCGGCUCGGCGGGCUCUGCACAGACUGACUCGGCCAUCGACGACGUGGAAUUUGCCGUCAUCUCAACACCAGGUGUCAAGGCGGACAAACGCAACGCUGCGUUGGCACCGGUCGAGCUCGAUGAUUGGGAGGAUCGCAUUGCUUGGGACGUCCAUAUCAAGAGUCAGUCCAACAACCUUGCAGCGAUGUCAAUCGAUGACAUUGGGGAUUUGUCUUCUGUCGAGGACGACUCGUUAGCGGCACGUGCGCCACCAAAGGUGGACCAACCAUUUAAUCACGACCUUUUCCGCGGCGCUUGGACCCGCAGCAUCAUAUUUGACGCUCAUACCCCCUUCGAGGCCUUCGACAAACUCGUUCUCGACAUGAACGAUCCGCAAAUGAUGCUUGAAGAAGACCUUGGGCCAAAGACGAAGCAAAACUCCCUGCUGCGCUCCGAUGCGCCCGUGGUGUCAGCGGCAGCACAGCGCGACCUUGCACGCCGCCAAGCCGAGCUUGACCCUCUGAACCUGUCCAACGACAAGUUCUACGAGCAGACUCGCGAGCACCGCCAACGAGUGCGUCAGACGCUCGGAAAGCUCGUCGUACAACACGCCUGGCCCGCCGUCAAGCUGCAGCUGCCUUGGUACAAGACCAAGCUCACAAAAGCGGAGGCAAGAUCCUUUCAUCGUCCCGCCAUGCAGUUCCCCACCAACAUGCCCCUCCACUUCUCAAAGACCAUCUCCUCCAAAAAGAAGAAGGAAGGUGCCGGCGCACGCAAGGCAAAAGAUCCCAACGAGAUGCUCCGCACCACGCGCGAUCUGACGCUCAAGGACACAGGCCCCUUUGUGCUGUACGAAUACUCUGAAGAAUACCCACCCUUGCUCUCCAAGAUUGGUAUGGGCAGUUUGCUCGUCAACUACUACCGCAAGAAGGACGCCAAGGACGAACAUGUCCCCAAGAUGGAUAUUGGCGAGCCGUACUUGCUCGACGUCGCUGACGAGUCGCCCUUCAUGAAGUUCGGUAACAUCGAGCGAGGCCAGGUGCAGCCGACCUUGUACAACAACAUGAUCCGCGCACCGCUUUUCCGACACAAGCCAGCUCACACCGACUUCCUGCUGAUCCGAAGUACCACAAAGAACGAGAUUCGCUACUACCUGCGAGAGAUCCGCAACCUCUUUGUAGUGGGCCAGACCUAUCCUGUCCAGCCUAUUCCUGGUCCUCACGCGCGUCUCAUCACCAACAACAUCAAGUAUCGGCUACAGAUGAUCGCCUACAAGCUCAUUCAAAAGAGCCAACGCCAGCGUAUCAAGAUCCAUCGUCUGAUGCGCUACUUCCCUGACCAGAACGAGCUGCAGAUGCGACAGAGGCUCAAGGAGUUCAUGGAGUACAACCGCAAGGCCGGCGACGUUAAUCAGGGAUUCUGGAAGCUCAAGCCGCACAUUGUGGUGCCAGAAGAGGCCGAGCUGCUAAAGAUGUUGCCGCCAGAGAACAUCUGUCUCGCCGAAAGCAUGCAAGUUGGUCAACGACAUUUGCUGGAUUGCGGUUAUACCAACACCGCUGAAGGAGACGACGAUGACGAAAGCAAGAUGGACAUCGAGCAGCUGCUCGCGCCUUGGAUCACCAGCAAGAACUUCAUCAAUGCGACGCAGGGCAAAGCCAUGCUGAAGUUGCACGGUGACGGUGAUCCAACCGGCCGUGGCGAGGCUUUCAGCUUCAUCCGCGUCUCCAUGAAAGAAAUUUUCUUGCGAGCCGACGAAGAUGCGGAGGAGAGACUCGCGCAAGCUGAGGCGGAGGCGAAGAGCAAGUCGGGCCACAAGUACAGUGUGGCCGAGCAGCAGGCGGUUUAUCGAUCCGAGGUCGACCGGAUCUGGAGGGCGCAGUGUCGCUCGCUGUCGAAUCCGAUUCCGCCCAAGGUGACCGCGGAGGACGAACGUCGCGCGCUUCUGCAGGCCAACGGCGGUGUCAAGCCGGAUGCACGCAAUGGCGGACGAGACGAGUCAGUCCGACGCGAUCGAAGCCCCAGCGCCAUGAGCACGAUCAACGGCGAUGGCGAUAGAUCAACCAAAGUACUGCGCAUCCGUCGCUUCAUCAACGGCAAGUGGCAGCGCGAGAUGGUCCGCGACCCUGCCGUCAUCAACGCCUACCUCACGCAACGCAAGAAGAUCGAGGACGAGGCCAUUGCGACCGAAGAUCUGCUGCCGACAGGCGAUGCCGCCAUCGACAUGGCGCGCAUGAAGCGUUUGCAGGAGGAGCUCGCACAACGCAAGAAGAACCAAGAGCGACGUAUCCAGCGCAAGAACGCCAAGGCUGCCGCAGAAGGCCUGGCCAUUCCUGGCGGUUACAAGAGUCUGCUCAACAAGACGGAUACCAAACGACGAUGUGGUCGAUGUGGAGAGGUGGGUCACAUGUCGACCAACACGUCUUGUCCUAUGUUCCCGAAGGACGGGGGCAAGAAUGGCGCAGGCGGGGCUGCUGGUGGCAGCGGACCGGGCACACCGGGGACGCCGGCGGGCGGAGGAAGGCCAGGCAUGCCGCAUCUGGCAAGUGGCGGUGGGUUCUUUGGACCUGGCAUGGGUAUGGGAAUCGGUAUGGCGAGUGCUGGGCCGAUGACACCGAUGACUCCGGCUGCACAGACGCCGGCAGAUUCUCCAGCUCCGUCGCAGAGCCCCGCUCCGGGUAGCGGCACUCCGACACCAGGACUGAAGUUGAAGCUCAAAAAGAAGGCGUAA